This is a messenger RNA of Cynocephalus volans (Philippine flying lemur), 971 nucleotides long. It is a transcript of the gene PRRX2, whose product is annotated as paired related homeobox 2. NCBI's taxonomy places the organism in Eukaryota, Metazoa, Chordata, Mammalia, Dermoptera, Cynocephalidae. Gene Ontology annotation, molecular function: DNA-binding transcription factor activity, RNA polymerase II-specific; RNA polymerase II cis-regulatory region sequence-specific DNA binding. The record is from RefSeq and is a predicted model, not a curated record. The coding region runs from base 1 to 786 and encodes 261 amino acids. The transcript is spliced from 4 exons. Gene Ontology annotation, biological process: regulation of transcription by RNA polymerase II. Gene Ontology annotation, cellular component: nucleus.
AUGGACAGCGCGGCCGCCGCCGCCGCCGCCUUCGCCCUAGACAAGCCGGCGCUGGGCCCGGGGCCGCCCCCGCCGCCGCCGCCGCCGCCGCCCUCCGCGCUGGGGCCGGGCGACUGCGCCCAGGCGCGCAAGAACUUCUCGGUGAGCCACCUCCUGGACCUGGAGGAGGUGGCGGCGGCCGGGCGGCUGGCGGCGCGCCCCGCGGCCAGGGCCGAGGCGCGGGAGGGCGCGGCGCGGGAGCCGUCCGGAGGCAGCAGCGGCAGCGAGGCGGCGCCGCAGGACGGCGAGUGUCCCAGCCCGGCGCGCGGCGGCGCCACCAGGCGGAAGAAGCCGCAGCGGCGGAACCGCACGACGUUCAACAGCAGCCAGCUGCAGGCGCUGGAGCGCGUGUUCGAGCGCACCCACUACCCCGACGCCUUCGUGCGCGAGGAGCUUGCCCGGCGCGUCAACCUCAGCGAGGCGCGCGUCCAGGUCUGGUUCCAGAACCGCCGUGCCAAGUUCCGCCGGAACGAGCGGGCCAUGCUGGCCAACCGCUCCGCCUCGCUGCUCAAGUCCUACAGCCAGGAGGCCGCCAUCGAGCAGCCAGUGGCUCCCCGGCCCACCGCCUUGAGUCCAGACUAUCUCUCCUGGACAGCCUCAUCCCCCUACAGCACGGUGCCGCCCUACAGCCCUGGAGGUUCGGGCCCCACGACCCCAGGGGUCAACAUGGCCAACAGCAUCGCCAGCCUCCGCCUCAAGGCCAAGGAGUUCAGCCUGCACCACAGCCAGGUGCCCACGGUAAACUGACGGCCAGCCCCCAGCACCCAGCCGCCUCCCUGGUCUGACAACAACAGAAAAGAGGGCAGAUGCACAGAAAUGACCUUCUCCUGCCCCCCACCUCCAUCCCUAGGACGGGCUGGUUGGGUUCUCCUGGCUUCUCUCUGCAGCUGGACUUCUAAGCCCGAGAGGCUGCGGGGGCACCAGGAGUCUGG